This is a messenger RNA of Orycteropus afer afer, 1005 nucleotides long. It is a transcript of the gene MUC15, whose product is annotated as mucin 15, cell surface associated. The record is from RefSeq and is a predicted model, not a curated record. Bases 10 to 1005 code for a protein of 331 amino acids. Lineage: Eukaryota; Metazoa; Chordata; Mammalia; Tubulidentata; Orycteropodidae. The transcript has 3 exons.
AAAGCUACAAUGUUGACCUUAGUCAAAAUUCUGUUGAUACCAACUUUGUUUAGCUCACUACUGUUGGGAAGCUUUGGAAAAGAAAAUUCAGAAACAAGCAUACCACAAAACAACACAGAAGUCUUACAAACAAUGAGAAAUGAAACUGUGUCUUUGGAAAAUGAAGAAAAAUCAGACAAAGAAAGUGGAGAAACUUCCAAUCCCAAGACAAGCAAUUCCUCUGCUUUAGAUCCAUUAAACAAAAUCCAAACAAAGACAACUUUCUCCAGUGACUGGUCAACAGACAACUCUUCUGAUAGCAUAACACCUCAAUCUACAAUUUCCACAAGCCCUCCCUUGGUCCACAGCUUUGUUUCUAAUAUGCCUUGGAACUCAUCUGUUGAAGAAGAACAUUCUUUCCCAGUCUUAGUACCUUCCAAUGCUACACUACCUGCUAUACCUUCAUCUUUGAAUACUUUGACCAAUGAUACCAUAGAUGCUUCUGACAACAGUUCCAUGACAGUUACUAUUCUGCCUCCAGCACCAACUACCAUCUCUGUGACCCCCUUGCAAAUGGAACCAACUACAUGGCUUACCACAACCAGUGAUAGUUUGGAUGGGUUUACCCCCUAUCAAGAAAUAACAACUCCACAGCCCACUCUAAAAUUUACCAAUAGCUCAAAAAUCUUUCCAAAUACUGCAGACCCCCAAGAAGAGAAUAGAAAUACAGGAGUAGUAUUUGGGGCCAUUUUAGGUGCUAUUCUGGGUGCUUCAUUGCUUAGUCUUGUUGGCUACUUGUUGUGUGGGAAAAGGAAAACAGAUUCAUUUUCCCAUCGGCGACUUUACGACGACAGAAACGAACCAGUUCUUCGAUUAGACAAUGCACCGGAACCUUAUGAUAUGAGUUUUGGGAAUUCUAAUUACUAUAACCCUACUGGGAUUGAUUCAUCUAUGCCAGAAGGCCGAGAGCAUGCACAUGAUGGCAUUCCUAUGGAUGACAUACCUCCACUUCGUACCUCAGUAUAA